Pseudophryne corroboree (corroboree frog) is the source of this 1526-nucleotide messenger RNA. It is a transcript of the gene ARPC1A, whose product is annotated as actin related protein 2/3 complex subunit 1A. The transcript is spliced from 10 exons. Gene Ontology annotation, cellular component: actin cytoskeleton; Arp2/3 protein complex. NCBI's taxonomy places the organism in Eukaryota, Metazoa, Chordata, Amphibia, Anura, Myobatrachidae. Gene Ontology annotation, molecular function: actin filament binding. The coding region runs from base 156 to 1268 and encodes 370 amino acids. The record is from RefSeq and is a predicted model, not a curated record. Gene Ontology annotation, biological process: Arp2/3 complex-mediated actin nucleation.
CCCCGCCCGUCGCUCUACGCAUGCGCGUUGUUUUUAGCACUCCUUCUAGGACAGAAGCCGUCUCCUCCGUUCCGUGGCUGCCUGGUUCGCGUUGACUGACCAGAGUCCGCGAAUCAGUUCCCCCAGUUUUCACAAAAAGAAAAAGCAAAACCAGAAUGUCUCUACACCAGUUCUUGCUUGAACCUAUCAGCUGCCAUGCAUGGAAUAAAGAUCGCACCCAAAUUGCAAUAAGCCCCAAUAACCAUGAGGUGCAUAUCUACAAACAAAACGGUAACCAGUGGGUGAAGGUUCAUGAACUGAAGGAGCACAAUGGACACAUUACAGGCAUUGAUUGGGCUCCAAAAAGUGAUCGCAUAGUGACCUGUGGAGCUGAUCGCAAUGCGUAUGUGUGGAGCCAGAAGGAUGGACUAUGGAAGCCCACACUUGUCAUCCUGCGUAUAAAUCGUGCAGCAACCUUUGUCAAGUGGUCUCCUUUGGAGAAUAAGUUUGCAGUGGGUAGCGGAGCAAGACUCAUAUCUGUGUGUUACUUUGAGUCUGAAAAUGACUGGUGGGUGAGCAAACACAUCAAGAAGCCGAUUCGUUCCACUGUACUUAGUCUGGACUGGCACCCCAAUAAUGUUCUGCUAGCAGCAGGGUCCUGUGACUUUAAAACCAGGGUGUUUUCUGCAUACAUUAAAGAAGUUGAUGAGAAGCCAGCCAGUACGCCUUGGGGUUCCAAGAUGCCUUUUGGGCAGCUAAUGUCCGAGUUUGGAGGAGCUGGCAGUGGUGGCUGGGUUCAUAGUGUCAGCUUUUCUGCUAGUGGAAAUCGCUUGGCCUGGGUCAGUCAUGACAGCAUUGUGUCCGUGGUGGAUGCAUCAAAAAACAUGAGUUUAUCACAAUUGAAGACUGAAUUCCUGCCUCUUCUCAGUGUCAUUUUUGUAUCUGAGAACAGUGUGAUCGCAGCUGGGCAUGAUUGCUGUCCUAUGCUUUUUACCUACGAUGACCACGGCUCAUUAACUUUUGUUUCGAAACUGGACAUUCCAAAGCAGAGCACCCAGCGUAAUAUUUCUGCCAUGGAGCGCUUUAGAAACAUGGACAAGAGAGCAACUACAGAGGAUCGCAACACUGCAUUGGACACUCUACACCAGAACAGCAUUACCCAAGUGUCUAUAUAUGAUGGAGAUAAAUCUGACUGUCGCAAGUUCUGCACUACAGGCAUUGACGGUGCAAUGACUAUUUGGGACUUUAAGACCCUGGAAUCUUACAUCCAAGGCCUGCGGAUCAUGUAAUAAAAGAAUUAUAUUUACUAGCAAGAAAAAUGAACAGACAUCAGAAGCUCAAGACUGAGAAUUGUGCUGUGAAUCUUCAGUGAUCCAUUGGCCCAUCCAACAGUGAAAACCAUUUAUAUAAGGGCCAUAUAAAUUCAGAUUGUCUGGUCUCUUUCUUUUUGAAGCGCAGUGUAUUUCAUUCUACAGUUGAAACCUAUUGUUUAGCAAUCAUGUGAGCUAAUUGAUGCAAAUUAAAAUCAGAUAUGUUCUUGUCAGAAA